Molecule: messenger RNA, 864 nt
Organism: Amyelois transitella
Lineage: Eukaryota; Metazoa; Arthropoda; Insecta; Lepidoptera; Pyralidae
Product: protein lethal(2)essential for life-like
Exons: 1
Coding region: 151-732 (193 amino acids)
Biological process (GO): response to heat; protein refolding
Molecular function (GO): protein folding chaperone
Source: RefSeq, a predicted model, not a curated record
CUAGCCGGCAAGCCGGCAGUGAAUUGAAAACAAACAAACGAGUUUCGGAGCGAUCUCAACGACAACACAAAGCUAAUUCUUCUGAUAUUUCAGAACAAAUUGUGUAUCUGCGAGUUUUUCAAGAGAGUUUAUUGAAGAAAGUACAAUAAAAUGUCGCUGCUUCCAUUCAUGUUUGGCUACGAUUCGCCGCGCUACAGCCGCCAUCGCCACUGGCCUAGCCGUCUCCUUGAUCAAGAUUUCGGCUUGGCGUUGACACCCGACGACAUGCUGACAGCUGUGGCAUGCCCAAUUCUGUCUUCAGACUACUACAGACCUUGGAGGCAACUAGCGGCCGCAGCGAGAGACAUCGGCUCCAGCAUCAAAGCCGACAAGGACAAGUUCCAGAUCAACUUGGACGUGCAGCAUUUCGCGCCUGAAGAGAUCUCGGUGAAGACCGCGGACGGGUUCGUGGUGGUGGAAGGCAAGCACGAGGAGAAGAAGGACGAGCACGGGUACAUCUCGCGGCAGUUCGUGCGGCGGUACGCGCUGCCUGAAGGCGCGACGCCGGACGCCGUGGAGUCGCGGCUGUCUUCAGACGGCGUGCUGACCAUCACGGCGCCGCUGAAGGUGCCCGAGGCGGUCAAGGGUGAGCGGAAGGUGCCCAUUGCGCAGACAGGACCUGUGCGCAAGGAAAUCAAAGACCAGAGCGAAGGUACCAGUGAUAAGGAGAAGGAAGCCAAGAAGGGCAAGUGAAGAUCUCUAGUGAAACUGUGAUUAAUGUGAAUGUAUUGUUUUCUCCAAAGAUUCGUGUAUGGCAGUGCCAUUCGAGACUGAUUUUAUUUUAUGCGGUUAAGGUAAUUUCAAUAAAUAUUUAAACUUGUUUUA